UCGCUUUGCGUGACCGCGGCAGGUUGGUCCUGGAGCUGAUGAGCGCAGAAUAUUUAGGCGAAAGCGAGAGGAGGGGGGGCGUGCGGGGCAGGAGGAGUACCUCGCCAAGAAAAUUAUGCAUGUGUUAGGAAAGCUCUGAGAGAAUGGCUGUGGAAGCUCUCCACUGUGGUUUGAAUCCACGGGGUAUUGAUCACCCUGCCCAUGCUGAAGGUAUUAAACUCCAGAUUGAAGGUGAAGGUGUGGAAUCUCAAUCCAUUAAAAACAAAAAUUUCCAGAAGGUACCUGACCAGAAAGGAACCCCCAAGCGACUGCAGGCAGACGCUGAGACGGCUAAGUCAGCUACGGUGAAGCUGUCUAAGCCAGUGGCUCUAUGGACCCAGCAGGAUGUCUGCAAAUGGUUGAAGAAACAUUGUCCGAAUCAGUAUCAGAUCUACAGUGAGUCAUUCAAACAGCAUGACAUAACUGGGCGAGCCCUGCUGAGACUUACUGACAAAAAGCUCGAGCGAAUGGGGAUUGCCCAGGAGAACCUCCGGCAGCACAUCUUACAACAGGUGCUCCGGCUGAAGGUGCGAGAAGAAGUCAGAAAUCUACAGUUACUCACACAAGCCUCAGCCGAGGGUUCUCCAUAAACACGGUUAGCCUUCCAAGCUGCUGUCCUGCCAGUUGAUAUGAACAUGACCUGUUCCUCACAGAAAGACUAACCCAUGGCACUGCCAGAAGAUAUCCUUGGAACAUGGACAAUUUAACUGGAUUAAGUGAAAAAACAUCCAUUCAGUAAAGAUUAUGGGCUUUGGAAAAUUCUUACUUUGCUAUGGAUUUAAAAUGAGGUGCAUAAUAUACAGUGCCAAGUCGUUCCAAGUGGUCAUUGGCAGACCAUUAGCUGGAAAAUUGCUUCCAGUUUUCAUCACUGUGCAUAACUCAAGUUCCCUUUGGGGAGCUGUCUGUGCCCUUCACUAGAGGUCCUGUUUUAGCAUGGCAACUACUGGAUUAUUUUAUUGUGUGUGCAGAUGGCAUGAUGUUUUAGAAAAAAAAAAUUACAGCAGUUUUGCAAUCUCAGUGGAAGUGUUCACAAUAUUAUGCCCUGGUAGGAAUGUAAACAUGUCUCGAUUGUGUUAGUUAUGAUGUCUAAAGGUUCUGUCCAACUCUUAAGCACUUUAUAUGAGAAUACUACACCAAGAUGAAUUAGCACGUUCAGCACAUGUGAAAAAUCAAGUAUUUUCUUUUUACAUUUAUAAAUCUUGGUGUUUUUUUUUUUUUUUCUCCUGGCUCAGACUGUCCAAGACAAACUCCACUGCUAGCAUAUCCCCAGUUGUUUGUGGUAGGUUGAUGUAAAUAUGGCCACGAUACUGUUAGACUUCACCUCUGGAUUCUUUACUGAACAACUGGUUUACUUGUAGCACCAAAGGGAAGCAGAAGGGGUCUAGUGACUGUGAUAUCUUAGCUUGCUUCUUUGUUCACAGGCAAGUUGACCACAGGCACAUACAGGUACUCAAAUACAGGAGGCUUCUAUUUGGCUAAUGUAGGUAUUCUGUAGAACAGUUCCUCCAAAGAAAAAAAGGGGAUGAUGUUCUUUUAAUCAAAGGCCGUGGCGAAUGAAUAGUAAGGGCAACAGAAUGCAAUUCUUUUGUGUGGUCUGACUUUAACACUUCGGAAAAAAUUCUAAGUCAAGUUUAAAUUGCCAUUCUCUUAAGAGGGAAACAUCAAGUGACCCCACUACGUGCCUAGAGAAGGAAGCAUCAAGUCCUAUACUAGGUUCCUUGCUUAGUGUAGAACCUACUAGUCCCUUUUAAUCUUUUCUGGGAUGACUAUUUUUUUUUUAACUAGGUCUUACGACAAAGCACAGCCCUGGGAAACCAGUCAACUUAAUUAUCGCUUAUCUUUAAGCAUUACAGACAUGUGCAUAUUGACUUGCUACAUAACACUGUAGCAUGUUUUUUUCCUGAAAAAUAUAAAGUUGGCUGAGUGGAAAGCUCAGCGCAGUAUGUUCCUGUGCCCACUGUCCCAGCCUGGGACUGACAGGCAUCAGAGGCUUUUCUUUAAAAUACGUGUAACCGCUUCUGGAACACUUCCAAUGCAAGCAAGCUUGAUGUUUUAGGGUGUCUCCAGAUACAUAAGCAUUGUCUGCCUCCUCUCAGGGUCUCAGGAAAUACACAGCCUGUUGGAAACCACCCCCGCCUGAGAUUUGGAAACCUGACAGGGAAAGGGAGGAAGGUCCAAAUGAGUCAGCAGCAGGAUGACUCACCACAAGCCUGUUAGGCUGCAGAGCCAGAGAAGGGGGCUUCCAACAAGGAACUCAGAGAAAUUUCAGUCACCACCAAGAUCUGGCCCUUUGACAGGUCAGCAGCAGGACUGCCAGGCCCUCUGCAGAACGUAGUUCUCUUCACAUCCAUAAUUAGGGAGCCAAACUCCAGCUGCCAACAUCCUUGGACACAAUAUUCCAGUCUCCACUGCCCAUCUCUUGUGAUCAGUUCUAAUAGCAGGUCUUCUUCCUCCUUUCAUCCCUCCCUUUAUUCAGCAAGCAUUUGUUGAGCAUCUACUAUGUGCCAAGGAUUGUGCUUAGGUAACAAAGUGUACAAAGCAGACUUCCCACCUGUCCUUAUGAAACUGUAUCUCCUACUCCCAAACAUUAUCGCCACCCCACCUUUUCCACAGUGAAAACUUAGACAGCAUCCUCCAUUUUGCAAGAAUAACCUAGGAAGAAGAACAUGGCAGCAGACAGCUCCUCAGGGAGUAGGCAGCAGAAUGAGAGGUAGUAAACUGCAUCAGGCUCCAUAUUUGCACCUUUCAGGUAUAGCCAGCUCUUCCAGGGCCCAGACUGAGUUGGUUCGAGCUCCCAAAAGCAGCAUUCAGUUGCUUUCCUCGAUAUCCACCCUGGGCACCUAUAUUCACCACUACACUGCAUUAUCUAAAACUCCAAUUCUAUAACUAGUCCAGGGGACACACAAUUAAGUCUGAUGAAGCCUAAGAACUGCCAGGUGCUGAGAUAUUGUAACUUAGAAUGAAGGUUUAACCAAGGACAUUCUGAGACCACUGCUGACUCUCUUGGAAAACUGGACAUGCUUUUUAGUGCAGACGUUCAUUAAAUGAUGGUGGUUCAUUGUUACUUGCUUUGGUCUUUGCAAAAUAUUCCGAAUAAUUAAAUAAGUAGAGUUUCCUAGUUUGUCUCUGUUUAAGCCAAACAAGUGUUGUAAAAUUAUUGAAAGAGGAUGGGUGAAGAGGGGCCUAGGAGAAGGCAAAAUGAAGACUAUUAAAGAGCCCAGGUGAAGACUGUGUCUCUAAAAAUGCCUUAAUGCCUUGCACAUAACUCUGUGUUUGCAUAUGAACUACUCUUUUCCAAACAGUCAACCUCUGUUUGAAACCACUUUGGGGGAUAGUUUUGGAAACAUGGCGGCAUAAAAUCCCAAGAGUUAAACCAGCACGAAGGAGGAACAGCUUUAUUUGCAGGCUUUGGCAUCUUUAUUACAUGGUGGUCCUCUGUGAUCUCCCAUGGUUACCUUCAGCUGUGCUGUACUUUAUUCCCAAGAUGCGUGUAUGAAAUGUGACCUCCUAGAAAUCCAGAAAUGACAGCAGUGAGUUUUGUUUAGUAGGAAGCAAGAGAUGGGAAAGUAAAGGAUACAUAUUUUUAUGUCUAAGGACUGUAACCUGUUGAUGCUUGACUUUUCCCUUUACUUAAACCUAUGCUACACCUUUAUUAAAAGACUGACAGCCAGACUUGUACAGGAAGGGCACUCUUGGGAAUGAACAGAAAUGAAUAAUUAUCAUACUUUCCAUGGUGCCAAGGGGAUUCGCUUAUUUCCGCUCUAGAACUGAAUAUGCAGCAUUGCCAGUCCUGCUAGUGUGAAAAGCAAAUCACUUCAGUAGUUUGAGACCUACCUAGGGGAAUAGAGAUCCUAUCAACUUUCUUUGUGGGUAAUGGCCUACCUUCAAAUCCCUGCUCAGCCUCUGUGAGGUGUGCACCUGCAGAUUUCACUUCUACCUCCAGAAUCCUGGCAGACAAGCCAGGAAUCUCUCCAGAGUCACUUCUCAGUUGCUCAGACAGAGGCUAACAGUCCUACCUGAGGAAAUUCUGCCAUUUUUAACAUUCAAGGAGAAAGGGAAAAUCAGCUGUACGUGAGAAUAUCAACUAAGGAUAAAAACCUCUAAUAGAUUCCCCCUCGUUACUUGCAAAUGCUUUCUUUGUCUGCAAAUGUCACAUAACUGAUUUUGGAUAGGAACAAUAAAAGUCUCAAGGAAGUGAAGUUUUUAAGAACCCUUUAGCCCUUUACUUUCACCAAAACCUUCUCUUUCUUUCCAGUACAUUAGCAGUUUCCUUCUUUGUGCUGUUUUCCUCUACAUUCUUUAGAAUAAUUUUGUUACUUGAAAACUAGGCUUGUCAAUUGCCUUAGACUGUUUUUAAAAAUCUAAUCCUUGAAAAUGACAUAAAUUCCAUUAUUGCUUUAGGGCUGUUUUUAUUCACCCCUCCAACCCCUUCCAGUGCACAUUUUAGGGUGGUUUUUUUUUCUUUUCAUCACUCUUUCUUUUAAUAUGAUGCUGUGGGUAGAUCUCAAGAAUUCCAUAAAGUACUCAACAAAAAAACGGAGUCGUCACCUUUUUUCCCCAGUCCUAACAAUUUCUUCUUAAACUUGAUCGUGGUGAGAACUUCCUGCCCAAAAAGCAGUGGGGGUAGGGAUUAAUAGCACUGACCAGUCAUCUGGGAGAUUAAUUAAUCCCAAUGCAGUCCUGAGAUGAGGAAAGAGGACAGGCUAGGAGAUGUUUCUACUCAGGGCACCACUAAGGACUCUAUUUCAAAGCCAGAUCCUGCUCCUUAGUCUUUUUAGAUCUGAAUCUAAUCCUGAAGCCAGAGGAUUAUCCUAUGAAUUCUGGUUUAUGAACUCACCCAAUUACUGGCACCACUGCAUAGCUUCAAGGUAAAAGAGAGCUGUGUUUCUAUUAUUUUGCUAUGGUGGCUUUUGGGAAGAUGGAAAUCAUUCUUUUGAAAGUGGGAAACUUGAGGAAAAGCUGGCUAGGUGCAUGGGAAGGUUCUGCCACACCUCAAUAUAAAGAAUAAGGUAGAUGCUUCUCAUUUGGGGAAGGUAGCUAAAGGGACAGUAACAGUACUGGUGGCCUUCUGGCCAUCAUCUUAGCUCCACAGGGAAAAUUCUGGGUAAGGGCAAGUGCUGUUUCUAAAGUCUAAAUUUUUUAGGGUGAAAUUUACCAGCAACAAAUGUAAAAGGGAGGAGCCAUCCGGCAUUGGGCUAAUUUUAUACUUCUUGCCCAAGGGCAAAAUGAGAUACGACUUCCAUGAAACAGCAGAAAACGGAUGCCAAAGAUAUCAUAAAACUGAAGUUCGAUUUGCCAUGUAAGGCUAUUUAAAAACCUGAUGCACUUCAAGCAUUUUUCUUUCAGAGCUUCCCUCCUACAAUUAUAUCAAGCACAAGAAAGCACCAACAGCAUACACUUAAUGUCAUGUAAAAGUAACCAUAUGACUUGUGUUGAAUUAUUAUUGGCUGGUUGACAUAUUAAUAAGUGUCAUAGAUAGACAUUAUUACUGAUCAUACAAAAUUCUUUUCAUAACCUGGAGCCAAUGGUUUGGGAGGUUUAUUUGUUUGUUUGUUAUUUGUUGUGUUAUUGUUUUCCAAACCUCAGAUAUUUUGAGGCACCUUAGAAAGGCUCUUAAGCCAAGGCCUUUUGCCUCAUAUGCAGAGUAUUAAGAACAGCCCUACUGAUGUGAACGUCAAGGAGGUAGGCUAUUAAAUUAAUCCAACACUGGAGAUACUGAUACCUCAAACAAUUAAAACAGUGAAGACUCUGCUGGUGGCCUUCCACAUUGUUUGCAGCCUUUUAAAAUUCAGUCAUUUGGAUCAAGGGAAAUAAAUGGUUGGUUUCACAUGGUUUUUGCCACAUUAGCACAGACACAGCUAUCAAAUGUGGAAGUCAAGGCUGAGUGGACGCAUGAGAGCAGACAGAUCUGUUUUAUAUGAUUGCAUUUAAUCACCACCAAAUUCUGUAAAAAUAUAUUCAAAUACUUAAUGCAAAAAAAAAAAAAAAUUCCAAAACAGGAGACUGUUACUGGCUCAUGCUUUCUCUUUGGGUUAACUGAUCUUGAAGAUAACCUUGUAGAAAACUUUGCUUGGUUAAAUGUCUCCAGCACCUGGGACUUGGUCCUGUCCCAUUCCACAAACUGAUGAUGGUCUUCUCCCAUCUCCUCAGAGGAGUUAGCAUGGCCUCUAAAAUAGCACAAAUGCCAUGAAAAUACCUUUCUAAACUCUAUAGAGACUUCCUAUCCAAGUGUAAUUCCAAGAAUAUGAUUUGAGUUUGAGCGUGCUGGUGGUCCUUGAUUCUAUGAUUCUAUGAUCCCUAAAUCAAUCAGUUCUAGUUCUUUACAUGUGUGUGUGUGUAUUUCUAGUAAUUUUUUUUAACCACAAUUAAGUGCAUUUAGCAUGUUUGCAUUGGGAACUGCCCGCUGGCUCUGUUCCUGCUUUUGACAAUCCCCAUGUCCAGAUCCCAUACAGUGCAUUUGAGAGAGGACCAAGGUUAUGUUUCCCCACAAAGCAGCUGCUGCAGAGGUUUUGAAGUGCCUGACCCAGUUCUUUUUCACAUCAAAAGGGCCUUCAGUUACAGAUGGAAACCUUAAGGAUGAAUGUAGAGUGGGGGAGGAAAUGCAUGUUUGAAUGCUGGAACCUUUGUCUUUUUUUAAUUUUUAUUCAAUUCCCACCUCAGAUCACCAGAAAGGGAAUCCUCUUUGGUGGGUGUUAGCCCCCACUGGAGGUAAAAGGGGUUCUACUUGCUUAAACUCAUGCACAUAGGCAAUUUUAGGGCUCUCUGGGGCUUUGAAUGGUUUCUCCACCACUAUUUUUCCUCCACCAAUAGAAAGAUGCUGUCCUUACAAGGCGAUGUUUGAGGAGACCAUGGUUUAACUAGUAAAAGAAGUUCACAUUGCAGAGAGCUGAAUAAUACCAGGCUCUUGACUUUGCACUGUGUCACAGUCAUGUCUGGGACAGAAGGAACCAGUCUGCUGAAAAGCCAAGCCAGCACAAACAUUUGGAGACUAAUUCCACCGAAACUCUUGUAUCCUUAAAUCAUACUACUGUAGUUUCAGUUAAUGUAAUUAUUUAAUACCAUUAGACGCUUAAUUAAAUAGCUUUGCACAAAAUUUUAGAAAAGAUCAAUCUUGUAACAAAAUUCCAUAUUAACAGUAAAAAGCACCUGAGAAAA
Molecule: messenger RNA, 7194 nt
Organism: Cebus imitator (Panamanian white-faced capuchin)
Lineage: Eukaryota; Metazoa; Chordata; Mammalia; Primates; Cebidae
Gene: SAMD12
Product: sterile alpha motif domain containing 12
Exons: 5
Coding region: 144-629 (161 amino acids)
Biological process (GO): cell surface receptor protein tyrosine kinase signaling pathway
Cellular component (GO): cytoplasmic side of plasma membrane
Molecular function (GO): protein binding
Source: RefSeq, a predicted model, not a curated record